AUGGAGUUCGCCAUGCCCCUCGAAGAGCGUCUGUCGCUCCGCCAAGAGCUCAUAGACUCAAACGACAAGUUCAUCCUUGACCUCCCCAAAGUUGAGCUCCACGUCCAUAUCGAAGGGACUCUAACCCCAGAGCUUCGCUGGAAACUCGCCAAACGCAACAACCAGACUCUAAAGCUUGAGCGCACUGGAACUGUGUACACCAAUCUCGAGCAUCUCAGAGCCUCGUACUACAUCAUGGAGGCCCGUCCAGGACAUCAGAUUGACAACGCUGAGGAGAGUUUCACUUUCUUCGAGGCUUACUACGGCGGGUUUGAAGUUCUUGUUACUGAGGGGGACUUUUAUGACCUUGCGAUGAAUUACUUUGAGCAUGUUGCUGGUAUGAAUGUGAGGUACUGCGAGCCGUUCUUUGAUCCUCAGGGUCAUACGCGCCGUGGAGUAGCGUUUGAGACGGUCAUGAAUGGUUUCCGUCGAGCACAGGAAGAAGCUGAGAGAAGUCUGAAUGUCAAGUCGAAGUGGAUCAUGUGCUUUCUGCGUGACAUGUCACCAGAGUCAGCCAUGGAGACCUACGACUCUGUUCUUCCCUACCGCGAUAUGGUGGUGGGAAUCGGCCUAGACUCAGAUGAAAACGACCGCCCUCCUCUGAUGUUCGAAGAGGUAUACAAAAGAGCUAGACAAGACGGCUUCCGCAUUACUGCCCACUGCGACGUCGGCAACAAAGAUGCGCAUGAACAUAUCCGCCAAGUCGUCAAUGACCUCGGUAAAACGGGCGCUGACCGUCUAGACCACGGCAUUAACGCCGCACAAGACCCCGAAAUCAUGCAUCGCAUCAAAGAAAGAGGGAUUGGAAUGACACUCACGCCAUGGGGAUAUCUUCGUCACGAGCCAGUUGACGAGAUCUUCCCUAGAAUUCGCACGUUGUUUGACGCCGGUAUUUCAAUUGCUAUUGGCAGUGAUGAUCCAGCUUAUAUGGAAGAUACGUGGAUCUUGCAUGAUUGGCUUCUAGUCAAGAAGAUGUGCGGGUUUAGUAACAGCGAUAUGGCGACUUUGGCAAAGAGUGCUAUUGAUAUGUGCUGGGCUGAGGAUGGGGUGAAGCAGGAGAUGAGAAGAGAGCUUGAGGAAGUUCUGGCGAAGCACUCAAUAUGA
Fusarium musae is the source of this 1143-nucleotide messenger RNA. RefSeq lists its product as uncharacterized. The transcript has 2 exons. The record is from RefSeq and is a predicted model, not a curated record. Gene Ontology annotation, molecular function: adenine deaminase activity. Gene Ontology annotation, biological process: purine ribonucleoside monophosphate biosynthetic process; adenine catabolic process; hypoxanthine salvage. Lineage: Eukaryota; Fungi; Ascomycota; Sordariomycetes; Hypocreales; Nectriaceae. The coding region runs from base 1 to 1143 and encodes 380 amino acids. Gene Ontology annotation, cellular component: cytosol.